Molecule: messenger RNA, 1350 nt
Organism: Purpureocillium lilacinum
Lineage: Eukaryota; Fungi; Ascomycota; Sordariomycetes; Hypocreales; Ophiocordycipitaceae
Product: Actin-protein 6
Cellular component (GO): Swr1 complex
Molecular function (GO): nucleosome binding
Source: RefSeq, a predicted model, not a curated record
AUGGCCGGCGGACGCAAGUCCAAGCCCGCCGCCCCCGCGCGGCCCGCGACGACGCUCGUCCUCGACAACGGCGCCUACACGCUCAAGGCAGGGCUGGUGCGCGACGGCUCCCCGCCCGGCGACCCGCGCAUCGUGCCCAACUGCAUCGCGCGCGACCGGGCGCGCAAGAUCUACGUCGCAUCGGACCUCGACAAGUGCCGCGACUUUGGCGAGAUUCAGUUCCGGCGACCCGUCGAGAAGGGCUUCAUCGUCAAUUGGGAGGCGCAGAAGGAGGUCUGGGACCACGAGCUGUUUGACGACAAGGCGCCCUUGAGGUGCGACCCUGCGGAGACGCGUCUGAUACUCGCCGAGCCGCCGAAUGGCCUGCCUGCGCUGCAGACGAACUGCGAUCAGGUUGUUUUUGAGGAAUAUGGCUUUGCGAGCUACUAUAGAGGCGUUGGUCCCGCGUUCAACGCCUACCACGACGUGCAGUCCCUCUUCCGUACCCCGACCGACGCCGCUACCGUGGCCGGCACGCCUGCCGAAGUGCUACUCCUCGUCGACUCGGGCUAUUCGCACACGACCGUCACACCACUCCUUCGCGGGCAGCCGCUCCACUCGGCCGUGCGACGCCUCGACGUGGGCGGCAAGCUGCUGACCAACUACCUCGCCCGGCUCAUCUCCCUACGGCACUUUGACGUGCGCAACGAGACGUAUAUUGUGAACGAGAUGAAGGAGGCGGCGUGCUACGUCUCCGCAGACUUCAAGUCCGACCUGGAGCGCACCUGGAGGGGCACACGCGGGGACCGCCGCGAGGACUACCUCACGGGCGCGGGCAUCGUCAAGGACUACGUGCUGCCGGACUUCCACUCCAGGAGCAAGGGCGAGCUGCGCGAGUACGACCCCGCGCGGCACACCAAGGCGCGCAAGAUCGCCGCCGCGGGCAGCCACGCCGACGAGGACAUCCUCACGCUGCGAAACGAGCGCUUCGCCGUGCCGGAGCUCAUCUUCAACCCCUCCGACAUGGGGAUGCGCCAGCCGGGACUCGCAGACCUGAUCUACCAGUCGCUGCAGGAGCUGCCCCUGGGCCUCUGGCCGGGCCUGCUCGCAAACAUCGUCGUCGUGGGCGGCAACACCCUCUUCGACGGGUUCGUGCAGCGCCUGCAGAGGGAGGUCGUGCAGCGGUUCCCGGACGACUGCGUGGUGCGCGUCGCGAGGCCGGCGGACCCGAUCGUUAGCACGUGGACGGGCGCCGCCAACAUGGCGAAUCACGUAAACGUCGAGAAGCUGGUCGUCACGAAGCAGGAGUACGAGGAGCUGGGCUCCGCGAUUGUCGCGCGCAAGUUCACCACCGGCAGCAACGUCCCCUGA